Bombus pascuorum is the source of this 1806-nucleotide messenger RNA. RefSeq lists its product as uncharacterized. The transcript is spliced from 2 exons. The record is from RefSeq and is a predicted model, not a curated record. Bases 1 to 672 code for a protein of 223 amino acids. Lineage: Eukaryota; Metazoa; Arthropoda; Insecta; Hymenoptera; Apidae.
AUGUUCGUCUCACGUGGUUACCUGUUGAUCUCGAUAGUCGCUGCUGCGUCUGCAGCGCCAAGAAGACACACCAGAUCGAAUUUACCGCUGUGGCAUUUACCAUGUGGCGAAGAACUAGAAAUCGACGAUAAUUUGGACGGAAACAUCGAACAAGAAACCAGCAACAGUAUACAAAAUCUUAGGCUACAACACGAAUUGACUAUCAAUGAUUAUUUGAGUCGAGACUACGAGUACCUGUAUGAGAAUGUUCGAAUCGGUGUUGAAGAGCAUCAGUACAUCCCGAACUGGGUUCCGGGCGAGAAGGACACGCAUAUGAUCAAGAAUCUUGCUAACACUAAUUCGCAAACGAUCGUCAAUCACUUUCCAAAGUUGCACACGGAUCUUCAAAAAUUUGCGGUAGCGUUCGAGGAAUUGUUGGAGGACGAGAUGAGUUUGAAAAAAUACAAAGCUUUAAAGACGACGCAGUCUUACCUGAUGAUGAUGCUGUGCGAAGUAGAAAGCAAUAUCGUGGCCCUGCCGUCUCUUAGGAUUCCAUCGCGUGUAGGAAGGAGCAUCAUGAACAAGGUAGAACGAAACCCUGAGGACGAUACUAGAAGACUUAUUCGUGACUGGGGCGUGCUUCUCAAGUACAGAGAUUAUCUUCACGCUUGGAGGCACGUUUUCAAUUAUUAAGUAGCGCCGGAAGAAACGUCUGAUAACAACGUUCGAAUUCGAUAGUAAAAAUGUCGAAAAAAAAAUUUAUUUGCCACAGUCGAUAACAGGUUCGACGAAAAUGAUACGUCGAACGUAGUUGGAGGAUUUGCGGUAAUGAGGAGGCGGUUCUAAUAUUUUAACGAUUAUCAAUUUAAAAAGUAUUUAUUGCGAUGGAAGAAGGAGGGUCUCGUGUUGGAAACGUUUGAAAAGUGGGUUUUAUUUUGGCUGAUUUUCCAUUGCUGUUUCAUGGUUUACUCAGAUUACUGUGAAGUGCAGUUGUCUCCUUCAGUAACAGCAAUUGAAGAUCACAUGGGAACAACGUGAUAAGUCGUGACCUGUUGUCAUAAUUUUCAUAUUAAUUCUUAGCUAAAGGAAAGUAUCUCAGUAAGAGCAAGUCGAAGGAGGAAAGAAAUUGAUAGGUUCGAAACUAUAAUUCUUUUGAAAGUAAAUUCUUAUAUUUUGUAAAAAUCAGAAGCCUGAGUAAUGUUAUAACAAUCGAUAUUUUUGAACUAUUUAUGGGGAAAUUUUAAUCUCAAAAUGAAAUAGAAGGUGAAUAAUUGAUGGGGUAUUUUAAAUUUGAAAAUUGCUCUCUAGAAAAGGGCCAAAAAUAUGACAUAUCUUGAUUUUCCCUUAAGUUAUUUAAUUAAAAUUUGAGCAAAAUUGAUCGAGAAUUUACGACAUAGAAUUCCGAUCGACGAGGGAAGCAAAAUCGUGUCACAAUAUGCAUGACUAAUAAACGACAACAGCUAAAGUCAGCUGUGAUAAAAUCGUUCGAGAUAACCUGACAAUUGCGAAACGUAGUUGAAAUGGCAUCAUGUUACUUAAUUUAUUUAUUCAUGAACAUUAUUUAUUACGAUCAUCGAGCAUUAGAAUUAGUAUUUAUUAUCUAUUCAUUAUUUAUUUAGAAUAGUUAUUUAUUAAAAUGAACCUCUUUGAAGUGCCUUUUCGAAGAAUUCUCGGGUGCAAUUUGUGAUAAUCAGUUAUCUAGGAAAAUUAUCUUCCUAAUAAUUGAUCGUAUUAGUGAAUAGGUAUCAAUGAAAGACAAUAAUUGUAAUAGGUUAUAUAUUGUUCAGUAUUAUCGAGUAGAUAUUUAUACCGUAGAUCUAUUUAUAG